GUUUGUGAAUUUUAAUAUCUGAAUUAACAAUGAUAAGCUUUAGAUCUGUCCCAAUCUUGCCUUCAAUUUAUAAUAAACUGUGUUAUUAAUUGUCAAUUCCAUUAAUUAGUGAAUCCUUUUUUAUUCAGUCAUCAGAAGCUGAGAGAUCUGAUGAUUGAUUAUGGAAAUCUUAUCAUCGAAAUGGAUAUCUGAUGAACUGGAAAUGAAUGAUGCCUUAAGUAAUUUCAUGUGUGACCAAUACAAUAUGGAUCACUGUACUCUAGACUAUUCAAUUGAUAAUCACAAUGAUGAUAAUGAUGAGAACAACAAGUACACCUCAAAUUCGGUCCUUAGUAAUAGGACUAGUAGUACUGUUCAUCAUCAUCAACCAAAUUACACGACCACAAAAUUUCCUGUGCCAAACCCUACUGCUGUUACUUCUUCCUCUGCGGCCUUAAUUUGCUUCAACAACUCGAACUCGAACACAAUGGCGUUGGUGCCUUGUUCUGAUGAGAAGAAUUACUAUAUUGGUAGUAGUUACGAUGAUGAUAAAAAUUGUAAUAAUAAGGUGGAAGGGGAUCAAAGAACUUCGAUUAAUGGUAGGUCUCCAUUACAUGCCCGGGACCAUGUUAUAGCUGAAAGAAAGCGACGAGAGAAGCUCAAUCAGAAGUUUAUAGCUCUUUCCGCUGUUGUUCCAGGUCUAAAGAAGAUGGACAAGGCUUCUGUGUUGGGAAAUGCCAUCAGUUAUGUAAAACAGCUUGAAGAACGAGUAAAGACACUGGAAGAAGAACAUGAAAUGAAAACCAAGAACCAUGAAUCAGUCAUUAUGAUAAAGAAAUCUCUGGUAGUAUCUACAGCAGUCGAAGAAGAUUCUUCGUCUCAUCAUGAUGAUCAAGAUUAUUAUAGCUGUGGUAACUUAUUUUUUCCACUACCUGAAAUUGAGGCGAGAGUUUUGAACAAGGAGGUUUUGAUAAGAAUCUACUGCGAAAAGCAAUAUGGAGGGUGCAAUUUGGCUAACUUACUUGCCAAAAUAGAAAAUCUUCACCUCACAAUUCUUAAUGCUACUGAGUUGCCUCUUGGGACUUCUACAAUUGAUAUAACUAUUGUUGCUCAGAUGGACGAUGAGUUCUGCUUGAAUCACAACCAGCUCAAAGAAAAAUUAAGACAGGCUUUGCUCGUGUAGUAUAUAUAUAUUUACAAACUUAAUUAAUAAUACCCUACCCUAGUAGUACCCAUAUGCAGUACAUAUAUAUUAAUUAUUUUUUAUCCAUUUAUUAAUUAAUUUGCUUAAUUACCUAGAUUUAGUAUAAGAAAAAUGCCAAAAAGACUCUCUAUCCUAAUCUCUUUUGCAUUCCCUUUAAAUGGAUGAC
This is a messenger RNA of Cannabis sativa, 1349 nucleotides long. RefSeq names its product transcription factor bHLH18-like. The coding region runs from base 161 to 1162 and encodes 333 amino acids. The record is from RefSeq and is a predicted model, not a curated record. The transcript is spliced from 4 exons. Lineage: Eukaryota; Viridiplantae; Streptophyta; Magnoliopsida; Rosales; Cannabaceae. Gene Ontology annotation, molecular function: protein dimerization activity.